Messenger RNA from Aspergillus versicolor CBS 583.65, 2865 nucleotides. RefSeq names its product putative chitin synthase activator (Chs3) (gene chs3). The record is from RefSeq and is a predicted model, not a curated record. The transcript has 4 exons. Gene Ontology annotation, molecular function: protein binding. Lineage: Eukaryota; Fungi; Ascomycota; Eurotiomycetes; Eurotiales; Aspergillaceae. The coding region runs from base 408 to 2522 and encodes 704 amino acids.
CUUGCUUGUGUCCCCCUCAUCGUCUUCGUCCUUCGCUUCUUGUCAUUGUUAUCUUCGCUACCUUUGUUCAUUGCUGCGAGUCCCUUCUCUCGUUGGUGGGCCCGCGCUUCUCUCACUCAACUGAUCGUCCCCCGUCUCUCGAGCUCCCCCCGACGAUCCAUCUCUCGCUCUCCCAACUUUCUCGUCGGCGACUGAGCUACUCUCGUUUCCGCACGCUUCUCCAAAUCUCCUCUAAUAACCCGCCCAGCCCUCGUUUUCCAACAUCCUUUAUGUCGGCCUCAUAGGCGCCUCUCGCUUCGUACCACCUGCAUUCGCUCAGGUCCUUCACUCAACGACAGCGACAUUUCAAUCCCGACUACGUUUUGGCUCCCCCAGUGAUUGACGUGCACAGUGCACUGUGUGACGCAAUGGCGAGCCCCAUGGCCAGCAGCUAUCCCCAUCCCCAUUCUCUUCCGUCCCCUCCCCCCGUCUACCUUCCAUCUUCGCCGCCUCACUCUCCGUCGCAUCGCGAUUCUCAGUCUACACCACGGAGCUCGAACUAUCCGCCAACCUCACCAAUUGCGCGCAAGCCUCUACCAGCAAGACCGUCAGCUCAGGUUGCACCGCAAGCUCCACCCCCCUCUGUCCCUUCUGUGAGCGUCAACGGUCACAUCGAACAACCUGAAACGCCAAGUACGACUAUUAAUAACCCCAAUGACGAUUCCUUUACAUCACACGUGACAAACGCUGCGUUUUCCAACUUGACGCUCCAGGAUAACACCACGAAACAUGGCGCCUACCCCCCACGAAAGGAGUCCAUUGGAGUCCUUCCUUCUACUGGGAACAUGGUGUAUCGACAUACCCCUGCCAGCAGUAUCUCAUCGUUUGCUGUAGAGCCUCAACCGCACGAUGAGACCCAAGCUGUUGGUAAGAGUAGCGGGUCAUCAUUCGACCGCGAUGGCCCUUCCGGCAGCCAAAACACGUCUUCGCGCGGCAGUAUAGACAGCAUGGCCCAGGCCCCAGAGAAUUUUGAGCCCCUACACUAUCACCAUCGCCCGUAUCAACCCUCGCAGCCAGCCGUGCAGUCCACGCCUGCUCUAGGAUCAGGAGAAAAUUAUCCAGGAAUAAACACCCAUCUCACCGCCAGACGCCCGCAGCGCCCACGCUCAGCGUAUUCUUUUGCAUCAGAGAAUGGAUCCCCACAGGCGUCACCCUUCCUCAAACCCCGUACAUCUUCCAGGAAUUCUAGUUCUCCUGACGUCCGGCCAGUAUCUUUUGUCGACCUUCUUAGUGCGCCUUAUCCUCAACCGGGGCCGGUCCCAGUCCAAUUGGGAAAUGCCCACCUUCGGUCCUCCGUUGGAAAUAAUGCAUCAUUGCUAAGUCAUAAGCAGACUUUUGAUAUGUACCUGGCAAACGUGAAGAAGACGGAUGAUCCUGCUAUUCAAUAUGAAUUCGCCGUUUUCAUGGUUGGCGCUAUGAUGGAAAUGCCCGACGAGGAGCUUGAGGGCGGAAAACCUUCACUCACCACGGAAAAGGACAAGAAUUCCUACGACAUCACCCGGUCUAAUCUUUUGAAAGAGGCCAAGUCGAUUUUCCAGACACUGGCAAACCGUAGUUAUCCGUUUGCGCAGUACUAUCUGGCAGACGGUUACGCCUCGGGUUUGUUUAGUAAAGGAAAGGAGGAUUACGAUCGCGCCUUCCCUUUAUUUGUAGCUGCGAGCAAGCAUGGCCAUGUGGAGGCAUGCUACCGAACUGCUCUGUGCUACGAGUUUGGAUGGGGAACACGGGUGGAGGCCUCUAGAGCUCAGCAGUUCUAUCGCCAAGCUGCCUCGAAAAACCACCCAGGUGCCAUGCUCCGGAUGGCAAAAGCCUGUCUUGCUGGGGAUAUGGGCUUAGGCAAGCGCUACAGGGAGGGAGUCAAAUGGUUGAAGCGGGCUACGGAUUCUUCGGAUGCACAGUAUAAUUCAGCGCCGUACGAGCUCGGCCUGCUUCAUGUAUCUGGAUACGGGGACGAUGUCUUUCCCGACCCUUCUUAUGCCGCUCAGCUGUUUACCAAGUCGGCAGAUCUUGGCCAUGUGGAGGCGUGCUAUCGCCUAGGAGAAGCCUACGAGCACGGAAAUUUGAAUUGUCCAAAGGACCCUGCCCUCAGCAUUCACUUUUAUACCACUGCUGCACAAGGAGGGAAUGCACUGGCAAUGAUGGCGCUAUGCGCUUGGUACCUGGUGGGUGCAGAGCCGGUGUUGGACAAGGAUGAGAACGAGGCGUACGAAUGGGCCAAACAGGCCGCUGAACUCGGACUCGCAAAGGCCCAGUAUGCAGUGGGCUACUUUACAGAAAUGGGCAUCGGAUGUCGGCGCGAUCCCCUAGAGGCCAACGUCUGGUACGUCAAAGCGGCCGACCAAGGGGAUAACCGAGCAAUGCACCGAAUCGCAACGAUCAGGGCCGCGGCGGACGGUGUUACGCCAGCGCAGGCCGCUGCGGAUGCCAAUGGGAAGAAAUCCCGAAAGAGUGAUGGCAAACAAAAAAGAUUCGGCAUAUUUUAGGCCUUCUGCUGGAAUUCCCCAGCAGUCUAUACAAGCAGACCAUGUUCUGCGACGGUUAAUACAUAAUACAGACGAUUUUUGCACUUGCACGGAUAUCGGUCGUUCAUCUUUACUGAAGCGAAUUUGUUACACCUGAAUUCAUUAUGGAUUCGCAUUUGGAAGGUCAUUGGAAGGGCCCGUGUUUCAUUUUAACAUUGUCCAGGCGAAUCAUUGAUAUCCCUUACACAUACUGUUGAUAUAUCCAUUAGCAAUGCGUCAUUGAAUGCCUCAAUGUGAGACAAAGACAGGACUACUAAUAAUCAAUUGGACGAGUGAUCCCCUCUCAGCCAUUCCCCGCGUAAUC